GUCAACAAAUAAAGGUGAACUAAACAAAGGCAAGGUCAAGUGAAACCAAAAUGAGCCGUCAGUGGAUUCUGUUGAUUGUGUUAGUUGUGCUGUUGGUUGUGACCAACAUUGUGUGGCUUGGAGAGGAGCGACUGGUACUGCAUAAAGAUAUCCAGUCAGGCACCAAUCCGCCAUGCGCAAGAGCUGCGCCGAAAAUAAACAAUUUCACAAUCGUGACAGGCGCGGAUCACAGGUUCUUUUCCCCGGCUCUCGUCAACCACGUGGGAGCCCUCUGUUUCUGGGAACCAACGCUCAAGGUCGUGGUGUGGGAUUUGGGCCUUACCGCCGAGGAAGUGAAGACCGUGAAAAGCUGGCCCAGCGUGACCUACAGGAAGUUUCCCUUUGAAAGCUACCCUCAUCUGCGCGACCUGCACACGUACGCCUUUAAACCCGUCAUCAUCAAGCAGAUGGUGGAUGAAUUGGGGGCAGUGCUCUGGGUGGACGCUGGCAGCCACGUCAGUGGAAGCAUUAGGCAAACUAUGACCUCUCUUUUUCAAAAAGACGGCUAUAUAUAUGUCGGCGUGUGGGGGGAUGGUGAAGUGACAAAAUGGACACGCCCUGGAAUGUUUUCAUUUUUCAACAUUUCCAAAGAACCCUACGUAGGAAAGCAGUCGAUUGCUGGAGGUUUGAACGGCUGGAUAAGACAAGGGGACAUCUACGAGAACGUACUGAUUCCAUGGGUAGACUGCGCGCUACAUCGAGAUUGUAUCUCCCCCGCGGGGUCCAGCUUGAGUAACCAUAGAUACGACCAAUCGGCCCUCUCGUUGCUAGGAUACAGUUACAUGUUCAAGUAUGGUAGAACUGUACAUCUUCAUACUGAGCUUGUGGAUAUCGUGAAGGAAUCGCGGGGAAGCGUCAAAACGUAUAUGAAGUAUGCGGAGGGGUGUCUGCGUAACAGAACGUCCUAAAUGACAGAAAUAAAAAAAAGUCCCAUACGUGUUCCAUCCUUCCUCCCAAACCGUUUCUCUGAAAGUUAGAAGGAACUGUUGAAACAAAGAGAAAAAUGAACGUGUUGUUUAAGUACAAAGAUGAUGUUUAGAGAUAAGAUUAAGUUAUUAUGACAUGCGGUCACUGGGUUGUAGCCAGCAAAUUUCUUUUUUUUUUCAGAAAAAAAGUGAAUCUUUUUAUACUGAAACAAGGUAGUUAUGUUAAUGACUAAGAGUUUAUAUUAAAUUCUGGUUCAGGGCGGACUUUUUCCCUUUUGACCCUCCCCCCUUCCACGGCCAUAUGUCUUUACGUGCCUGACUCAUCAUUUCUCUUGCAUGAAGUUGUGCAUAUAGUUGAACAUAACUGGAUAAUCGUGACAGCGCUAAAAUGAUCUCAAGUCCAUAGGGCUGAAACACGCACGAAAUCUUAUGUAAUGUAUCGGUAGCUUUUCAUAAUUCAAAUCUGGUACCACAAAUGCUUAUAAUGGUAGGGCAGCGUAUUAGUCUAAUACAACGCCUUUAUUUUAUUCAUUAUCAUUAACCUUGGAAAAUAAAGCCAUGCCUCGUGGUUAUCCUCUACCAGGGCCACAGACUGAUUUUCACAAGAUAUUCACACAUAUGUCUUUAGAUAAAUAGACGGUCAUCUGGUUCUCUGUCAAUGUGGAAAAUGUGUCUAUAAUAUCUGCCACCCUGGUAGAGGGUAUACUGCGGUAGUAGCUGAAGUUUAAGAGAAAAUCAGGGACGAUAUUUACCCAAGGGCAUAGGAUUGGUUUCUAUUGUUAAAGAGCACAGGUCUCAAACUACUGCGCAUGCGCGAA
Messenger RNA from Lingula anatina, 1783 nucleotides. RefSeq lists its product as uncharacterized. The record is from RefSeq and is a predicted model, not a curated record. Lineage: Eukaryota; Metazoa; Brachiopoda; Lingulata; Lingulida; Lingulidae.